AUUCAAAAUUUUGGAGCGACGAAGUUCUGUAAGAUAAUUUUACACAGUCCACUCUUCUUCAGUUCUUCUUCUCAGUUCUGGGCUCUCCCUUCCCCAUUUUCGCUGCCAUAUUUCUUUGCCGAUCUUCUGUGGGCUGAGAUUUGGAGGUUGAGUUUGGUUCGAUAUGAACCUGAGCAGUGCUGGGUUUGAAAAUCCUAUUGGCUGUUACGAUGCUGCGGUUCAAGAGCUUCUUGUUAUUGAUGAUAUCCUGUCAGCCAUGGUUGGGAUUGAAGGACGUUACAUCUUGAUUAAAACAGUUCAUGGAAAGCAGGAUGAUGUCACUUUCCAGGUUGAUCCAUCUAUGGAUUUGGCACUUCAGGAAUUGGCAAAACGGAUAUUUCCUCUAUGUAAGAGUUUUAUCUUGAUCAAUCAGUUUGUGGAAUCAAGGUCUCAAUUCAAGAAUGGCCUAGUAAACCACGCCUUUUCUGCUGCACUCAGGGCACUCCUUCUUGAUUAUCAGGCCAUGAUAGCACAGCUUGAGCACCAGUUUCAUCUUGGGAGACUUUCCCUUCAAGGAUUGUGGUUCUACUGCCAGCCCAUGAUGGGGUCUCUGCAUGUGCUGUCUAUCGUAAUACAGAAGGCUUCAGUUAACAACUUUUCAGGUUCUGCAGUUCUUAAUUUAUUGCAGAGCCAGGCAAAGGCUAUGGCUGGAAACAAUGCAAUUAGGUUGUUGCUGGAGAAAAUGACGCAGUGCGCCAGUAAUGCUUACCUGAGCAUAUUAGAAAGAUGGGUCUAUGAAGGAGUAAUAGAUGACCCUUAUGGUGAAUUUUUCAUUGCAGAGAACAAAUCACUCCAAAAGGAGAGUCUCACUCAAGAUAAUGACGCUAAAUAUUGGCGGCACCGUUACAGCCUCAAAGAUGGAAUUCCUAGUUUUUUAUCAAAUAUGGCAGGAACAAUCUUGACCACUGGAAAAUAUCUGAACGUCAUGAGAGAAUGUGGGCACCAUGUACAGGUCCCUGCAUCAGAAAACUUAAAAGUAACAAGUCUUGGUUCAAAUCAUCAUUAUCUUGAACGUAUUAAGGCUGCUUAUAAUUUUGCAAGUGGUGAGCUCCUGAAUCUCAUCAAAGAUAAGUUUGAUUUGCUGGGAAAGCUGCGAUCAAUAAAGCACUAUCUUCUUCUUGAUCAGGGUGAUUUCUUGGUACAUUUUAUGGAUAUUGCUCGAGAUGAGCUGGCAAAAAAACCUGAUGAAGUCUCUGUUGAGAAGCUGCAGUCGCUUCUGGACCUUGCUUUGCGUACUACAGCGGCUGCAGCAGAUCCUUUGCAUGAAGACUUAACCUGUGUUGUGGAAAGAUCUUCUUUGCUGAAAAGGCUGGGUUCAAUCAAAGGUCCUGAAUUUAGCAAUAGUUCUUCUGUUAGCGACGAUCUGGAGGAACCAGUUAGCAUUACUGGUCUUGAAACAUUUUCCCUAAGUUAUAAGGUCCGAUGGCCAUUGUCUAUAGUCUUAUCACGCAAAGCUCUUACAAAGUAUCAGUUAAUUUUUCGAUUUCUUUUCCAUUGUAAACAUGUUGACCGUCAGCUUUGUGGAGCAUGGCAAGUGCAUCAAGGAGUUCGUGCUCUCAACACUCGUGGAACUGCUAUCUCCAGAUCAUCACUUCUCUGCCGUAGUAUGCUUAAAUUUAUCAAUAGCCUUCUACACUAUCUGACAUUUGAGGUUAUUGAGCCCAACUGGCAUGUCAUGUAUAGCAGGCUUCAGUCAGCCAAGAGCAUAGAUGAGGUUAUUCAACAUCAUGAUUUUUUUCUUGAAAAAUGUUUGCGAGAAUGCUUGCUUUUUUUGCCAGAGCUGCUGAAGAAGGUGGAGAGGCUCAAGUCCAUGUGCCUGCAGUAUGCCGCUGCAACGCAGUGGCUUAUUUCAUCUUCCAUCAAAAUACAUAAUCCAGAGGAAGCCAUUGAUGGCUCAACUGGCUUGGGCAAAGCCAAUCAAUUGAAAUCAGGAAAAUUAUCUCAGGCUCUGAAAUCUACCACCAGGAGUGCCACCGUCACUGAAUCAGUUCUCAAAUUUGAGAGGGAAUUCAAUGCCGAACUUCAAAGUCUUGGAUCAGUCUUGAGUAGAAGUUCCCAAGCAAAUCCAUAUCUGACUCAUCUUGCACAGUCGAUUCUUGGUGUUAGAAACGAAUAGAAGUAUAUCUGAUGUCCUUUCCCUUACUGGGUUGUUGUAAUUUUUCUUGAAGUUUUUUGAGUGCAGGUAUUUAUAUUAUUGAUAAUGCUUGUCUCAUGCUUUUUGAUUGUGUCAUUGUUCAGGAAUGGAGUUAGCAUUAUCAGGUUUUCUUGACAUGUUUGUUUUGUAUCUAUCAAGUUAUUUUCCUAUGGCCUUGAACAGCAAUAGUUACUCUAGUUGAAAAGUUAUGUUUCUGGAA
Molecule: messenger RNA, 2393 nt
Organism: Neltuma alba
Lineage: Eukaryota; Viridiplantae; Streptophyta; Magnoliopsida; Fabales; Fabaceae
Product: gamma-tubulin complex component 2
Exons: 20
Coding region: 164-2155 (663 amino acids)
Biological process (GO): cytoplasmic microtubule organization; spindle assembly; mitotic cell cycle
Cellular component (GO): gamma-tubulin complex; spindle pole; microtubule organizing center
Molecular function (GO): microtubule minus-end binding; gamma-tubulin binding
Source: RefSeq, a predicted model, not a curated record